This is a messenger RNA of Trachemys scripta elegans, 6016 nucleotides long. RefSeq names its product pyroglutamyl-peptidase I like (gene PGPEP1L). Lineage: Eukaryota; Metazoa; Chordata; Testudines; Emydidae. Gene Ontology annotation, biological process: proteolysis. The transcript is spliced from 7 exons. The record is from RefSeq and is a predicted model, not a curated record. Gene Ontology annotation, molecular function: pyroglutamyl-peptidase activity. Gene Ontology annotation, cellular component: cytosol. The coding region runs from base 486 to 1046 and encodes 186 amino acids.
ACCAUAAGGAGAGUAAAUUUAGAACGGGAGGCCUACUGCAUUAGAGGGAUUCCAGACAUUCCUGCCUUAGCAAUGCUGCAGAGCUGAAAGGGGCUGCCAUCUUAAAUAGCCAAAGCUGGUAAACAAGGUCAUGACAUCACAUAGAUUCUACAGCAACAGAAUCAACAAGAGCUUACAGGAACCUGCAUGUUUCAGAACGGUUUGGAACAAAAGGGUGUUCCAAAUCAGGCAGAUUACUACAAAUGUAUGAAUUACGAUACUGUUGUUUAGAACGGAAAGACUACCAGAUUUCACGUUCUGGAGCCAAGUUUCAUGGAUUCAAAUUCCAACACUGUGGUUGUGACUGGCUUUGGUCCCUUUCGACAACACCUCAUUAACUCUAGCUGGGAAGCAGUGAAGAAAGAGACAUCGUGACGGGGUGUACCAGACCCUUCGAGGCCCCCUGCUCCUACCUCACCCCACCCAGGAAAGGAGCGGUGAAGGAGAUGUCCAAGUUAGGCCUUGGUGAAAACAUAGAUCUACACAUCAUGCAACUGCCAGCGUCUUACCAAAAAGCAAAGGAGCUCGUCUGUAAGAUAUGGGGGACUCCUCAACCACUAGUCUGUCAUUUUCAUUUCCUGUUAUUCACUCUGAUGGGGGCAAAAAAACAGCUCACUGUUCACAUUGGACUUGCUUCAUCCUCCAAAGCAAUCAUCCUUGAACAGUGUGGGAAGAACAAAGGCUACAGAGAGAUGGAUGUUUGUGGGUUUUGCCCAGAAGAUGGCUGUUGUCUGUUAGAUGGCCCAGAAAAGAUUGAGUCCGCGAUUAAUAUGAAAACUCUCUGGAAAAACAUUUCGGUGGAAGGGAUUGAUAUCGUCUUUUCCAGAGAUGCAGGAAGGUACAUCUGUGAUUAUACCUAUUAUACCUCUCUGUAUUAUGGUAAUAGAAGAGCAGCUUUUAUACAUGUGCCACCAUUAUCCAAAUUGGUAACUGCAGACUUUCUAGGAAAAGCACUACAAAUAAUUAUCGUAGAGAUGUUAAAGCAGUGUGGGGAAAAGAAUGAAUAAAAAGGAUGGUUUACAGAAGACAUGCAAGUUUCUCAGAAUGCAGUAAAAUUAUUUUAACCUUCCUCUGAGGCAACCCUUAAGAUUUAAAAACAAAAAACAAACAAAAAUUACAUCGCAUGGGAGGGCAGAAUUAAAAUAUGUUCCAAAAUCCUACAAUAACUUUAGCAAAUUUUUCAUUACAUAAAAAACAAGUAAAACAAAUUACAAACAAAGGAAGAAAUGUAAACAAUCUUUUAGGGGAACGCCAGUGACUGGUGAUUUAUCUUGCUAAUGGUAACAAAUUUGCUUCUGAUUUAGGAUAAAAGGAAAAUUCUCAAGAAAAUGGUAUUUAAAAGACUACCUUGCUCAAACCCCAAAGACUUGUGAAAUGUCAAGAUACAAAUUGCUUUAAAAAGCACUUUGAAAGUUUGUUCCUGCUGUCCGAUAUGCAGGUAGACUUUGUAUAGCUUACAUAAUAAAUUGCAGUGAUGUGCAUGAUUAUGACCAUACAAAAUCAUAUACACACAAGGGAGAAUUUUAUCCCCCAAGCCCAGCAGAAUAGAUCAGCCAUACGAAAGCUCUCAUUUGUGGAAAAUCACAUGCAAUGCUCCCAUCUUGUGGGCCUUUAAGAUCACCCCACACCCACAGCAGUUUCCCUCUAUGUGCCAAACUACUGUCCCCCCCCCCCUCAAAAACCCACAAAGCUUUUCAGUGGUGACCCUUGCAUUUGCUUUCAAGAUGCAUUAGCAGGAACCACCUUUGAAAGGCUUAGUGUGUUUUUAGGGAGAGAGCUGUCAUUUGACACGAAGGAGAUGGUAUCACUUCCUGCUGGUAUUGUGCGCCUGCGCAUCCAAAGCGGACUGUAAACGUCUUUUGAUGAAUUAGGGAUUACAACCGAAAAUGGAUUUUUCCAAUUUGGCAACAACAACAAUUCAGUUAUUAAGCUGGAUUUUAAUCACAAGAAAAGAACACCCCAUGCUCUAGGUGUCCAUGCUGUCAAGGAAAAAGGCAAUAUUUAUACACAGUACAGCACUGGGGAAGAGACUCCCAGGUCAGAUGGUCCCAGGCCAUUCAGAGCUUUAUAGAUCAAAACCCAACAGCUUACGUUCCCACAGGAAGGGCAACUCAUGGAGCACCAGGGCUGCAUGCUUUGUCAGGGCAGACUAUCCCAUUGAAAAAGUAGGUUGACUGCAUUCUACUCUAGUUUCAGCUUCUGAAUGGAUUUAAAGGUGUCAUUUCUCAAAACGAGUAUUGCUGGAAUCCAAUCUCACACCAAUAAAGGCACAGAUCACGGUAGGACCGUCUGCAUGUAAGAGAAAAGAAUGACCUUUUAGCCAUACUGAUGGAAAGCGGAGUCUUGGUCACUGCUGCCGUUAGAUCAUCAAAAGCGGCUGGGAAUCAAACCAGAAUCCUUGGUAACGAACAGUGACAUGUUUUCAGCCAAAUCCUUUCACUGCUCUCAUCCACAGACAAACACGUUAAAAUACACUUCCAUAUUCCAUUCUCUGGACUGGACGGGACACGGGCAUGAAGUAGGAUGUCACUGUUGCACUCAAAGCACCUCAGCCCAUAUUCUCCUUGGUAACCUCAGUAAUGGCUUCACAUUCACGCUGAAUAAUAAGAGGGGAGACCAAACAGCCAUUGGGACGGGAGAGGAAUCACCCAACUGGACCCUCUGGGAUUUCUUCGAAGGAAAGAUAUGGGAACAACCUAAAGCAGGCCCAACCCUCACAUCUGGUACCAUAUCACCACCACCUCAGUGACAAAGACAGCAGAUAGAUAAAUCAGCACAGAGGCCUGAUCUUUAUCCAACUCCAAGCUAUGGUCGUCAUGCCGUAAGUGCAGUCUGUGUGUCGUAAACCCUGAAUGACAAGGGUCAAAUGCAUGAAGAUACCAAUAGCUGUCUUGCCAUAACCUUUUCCAUAGUCUUAGUAGAAAAUGCACUUAGGUACUGGUUGAUUAAAAUUAGACUGCCAGUGUCUAGAGAUGGCUGUGAGCAGUGGCUGGACAUACGCUUCCUUCAAAGAAAUCAGCACCUUGCCUUCUUCAAAGAAGCCUACAACCUCCACAAGUAACGGACUCAAAGUCUCCUGGGGCUUCAACAAUCAAGCUCAGUGACACUGUCUGAAACUCAAACAGGGAAGGCCUAGUAUUUAUACACUAAACGGAUGUGAUAUCUUAAAACUGACCUGUCCUGCAAUAUGGGAAUAUUUUAGUUAGCCUGCCCCCUACACAGUUUUUAUGUUUAAAAAAAAAAAAAGCUAUCCACUACAGGAGAGGUAGAAUUUUUAGUUUUCUGGGACUAUACUUCCUUUGCUUAAGUUCGGGCUAGCAAAUAACAAAAAUCAGAAGACAGACAACUGCAUACAGAAUUAUUUUAUUUAACUUAAAUCAUGUAGUACUGUAACUACUAGAAAAAAGCAGAGUAAGAGAAACUAAAGGAGCCAUUCAAAAUAGACAAAGUUUCUUUUUUUCAUAAUGUAAAGAAUCCAGAGUAUAUCGCAAUAACAGGAAUAAAUUCUUACAACAGAAUAUACAAAAACAUUUUGAAAUUUUUUUUUUUAUCUACUGAUUCAUUUUAAUAUAAACACAGGAAUUUCUUUAGGAAUAAUUUAUACACAGCAAGUCUUUUUUAAUGUAAUAAAUUGGCCAUGUUAUUACUGUUUUAUUUUUUUUUUAAAAAAAGCUUUUUUAAACAAGAAAACUUGGUAAAUGUUGUAUUUGCAAAUGCAUCAGUUCCAUAGCGCUUUCUAGUUUUGCUUUUGUCCCAGAGGUAGACAAACUCUGGCCAAUCCUUUCAACUCAAACCUCACUGGUUUAGAAAACAGAAAGAUAAUUCUCAAAGGCAUCUAAACCAUCCAUAACCUUCAAAAGGUAGGGGAGGAGAAAUGUUCAGUCUAAUUUGGAAAAAAAAAAAAAAAAUAGGAUCUUCGGUAUUCUUAUUUAAAUAAAAAUAAAUAGGGACCCUUCCUUGUUCAUCUCAACAAAGCUCUAAUGAUGCUAGAUAUCCACAUAAAUUGUAUAGGCUGCAUACAAAACCAUCGUAUUUGAAGUGAUAAGAAAUCUGUAAACAUAGUUUUCUUUAAUUCAAUGAUAACUAUGAAAACUGCCUUUCAUCAUGCUGUCUAUUACACAGUCACAUCCUUCAACCCUCCUGGCAACAACAAGAAAAAACGGUACUGAAUAACACAACUAAGACUGCUUAGCAGCAAUACCUAUUCUGUUUCCAUAACCAAUGAGGUUCUUUCAAUCCAUUAACUGCACUAUACAGUAAAGUGAAAUGACCAGUUAAGAUGAUCCCACCCCAACCAGAGGGUUCUGGAAGACCAGGAUACUGAAGAUACAGAACAUUUUCCCAACCUCUUUAUUUACUCAUUUACUGUACACCGGGACACAAAGCUUGGGGGAAAAGGGAUGAACCAUGAGCUGGACAAGUUAAUGAUCCUUUUUGGCAUAUUGUAAAGCUAGCUAGUAAACUGGUACCAUCAAAAAAAACUGAGCAUAUACAAACACACACACGAAAGUGCCUUUAAAUUAUUUUAUAGGCAUUUAUAAACUACAAACAUUUUAUAAAAUUAUUCUAUGUAUUAUUAUUCCAUGUACUACAAAAUGCAAUGAAACAUUUAAUUAGUUCUUGUAAACCAGAUCUCCGUCAACUGACUACCCGUAAUCUACUGGACUUAAAAGCCCUAUUGAAAAUGCUAAUGGAUUAACUAAUCAACAUAAUGCAUACAAAAAAGGUGACCACGCGCACAUGCACACAUACUAUUGAUAGUCAUAUGGUACUUGCAAACAGACUGACUGAGAGCUGAUGCACAGCAAUUCAUAUUGACCAAUGACCUCUGUAAACCUCCUGGUAAUGAAUUUUCCUCCACAGCUGGGAAAUUAAGAGGUUUAUUUACAAGUACCAAAUGAUUAGAAUGAUGAUGCCUGAGCCUCGAUGCCGUUCCACAUACCAAGCUCUGGAACUAUCGCUAACUUCUGCCAAGCCCCGUGUCUUUGUGAAUAUGCUUUUCCAUCCUUUGUUCUCAUCUCUCCGCCCUACCAUUCUCAAUUCCAACUCACCGGGCUGAGUUUCUUAAAAGUAAUCUAAACGCCUUUACUCAGAACAACCGGUCUUCUGGAUCGAGGCACUCACUGAGCCCCUGACUACCCACAGUUCUGUAUCUUCAGCACCUCUGGCAAUUAAUGUUUAAUCUGCAUCAUCCUUUAUUUGUAAGUAUUGUUUGCAUCAACUACGUAGAGUGGAGCUGCAAUAUCCGGCUUUCACUGGUUAAUAAGGAGUGGAUCUCUUGCACUUUCCCCCAUUGUUGCUUAGCCCAGUGAUUAAAUACAUUGUUGACAAACAAAAUAAAAAGAGUAACAGAAGAAAGUGUUACUUGUACUACUGGAAUGAAAAGGGUUUUAAAAAUAUACAUAGAUGUAUACCAACAACAGGAGCGUCAUUCAUUUAGGCUUGGAUUGUACUUAACAACCCUCAGCAGUUCCCAGAGGAUCUAAUAGCAGUUCCAUCUGGUGACCAGUCAUCCUGGGCAAACUGGGCUUUUUAUUGACACCAACAGGAGUAUCAGUGCAAACAAAUCUAGAGUCAGACAUCACUUAGAACCAGCUUUAAAGAACCGAGGCAUCACACCAAGAAAGAGGCUUGGUGGAACAUAUGCUGGCCUCAAGUUUUGCAUCAUACUUGGCUUCUGUGUCUAGUCUAUCACCCCAACAAAAAGAAUAUCAGAUUUAGUACCAAGCAUGUGAUGCUUCUGUAUUUAUACAAUAGUCACCUUCCUUUGCAACCAAACCACCUUCUGUACCACUGAAAGAUUGAACAAUGAGAAAAUCAGAGGAAAAGAAUGGCCCAAAUACUUAAAUCAAAGUUUCUUGCUCCCUUAGUGAUGCCAAUUUGUUAUUGAUAUCUUGGUACCAUUUGUCAGAAUGCUUGUUUUGUGGGUUGGGUGGGUUUUUUUUUUUUUUUUAAAUCAUGCUCAGAAAUGGGAUUA